Lotus japonicus is the source of this 2160-nucleotide messenger RNA. RefSeq names its product auxin transporter-like protein 2. Bases 393 to 1850 code for a protein of 485 amino acids. Gene Ontology annotation, cellular component: plasma membrane. The transcript is spliced from 9 exons. NCBI's taxonomy places the organism in Eukaryota, Viridiplantae, Streptophyta, Magnoliopsida, Fabales, Fabaceae. The record is from RefSeq and is a predicted model, not a curated record.
CUUAUAAAUAUAUUGUUCAGCACCUUUGAAAACCUCUCAUAGUCAUAGCCUUUUUUUCUGCUUCUCUGCUCUUUUUUCCUGCUUUUGCGGCUUAUCGCCGCCAUUGCCGUUCUUCUCUGCCUUUUUCUGUGCCAACUUGGUGGCGCGCAUUAAAGCGGUGCUGCUUUUACCCUCCAAACAACCAAAUCUCAUUGCAUUUAAACCUCACUAGCUAGCUUCCCUUACUCGCUGAAUUCAUAGCCAUUAUUAAGAAUUCUCAGUGAAGAUAAAUUCUUCUUCUUGUUGGGUUUUUUGUUUCAGUUUUUUUAGCUUUUUGGAGAAAGAUACAUCACCUCCACCACCAAGAUCCAUCAAGUUUAAGACACACUUACUUUCUUGGAUAACAAAGGACAAUGUUGCCUCAGAAGCAAGCAGAGGAAGCAAUAGUGGCAAGUGAAACAGAGCAUGAAGUGAGUGGCAGAGGAGAAGAAGAACAAGAAGGGAAGGAUCAUGUUCAGUCAGGGUUCAGUUUCAGAAACUUCCUCUGGCAUGGUGGUUCUGUUUGGGACGCUUGGUUCAGCUGCGCUUCAAAUCAAGUGGCUCAAGUGCUGUUGACACUUCCGUAUUCAUUCUCUCAACUGGGCAUGCUAUCAGGGAUCUUGCUUCAGGUCUUCUAUGGAAUCAUGGGAAGCUGGACUGCUUAUCUAAUCAGUGUUCUCUAUGUUGAAUACCGUAGCAGAAAGGAAAAGGAAAACGUCAGUUUCAAGAACCAUGUUAUUCAGUGGUUUGAAGUGCUUGAUGGGUUGCUGGGUCCAUAUUGGAAAGCAGCAGGGCUAGCUUUCAAUUGUACUUUCCUCCUGUUUGGAUCUGUGAUACAGCUGAUAGCGUGUGCAAGCAACAUCUACUACAUAAAUGACCAUUUGGACAAGAGGACUUGGACUUAUAUCUUUGGAGCUUGCUGUGCUACCUCUGUGUUCAUACCUUCAUUCCACAAUUACAGAAUCUGGUCAUUUCUGGGACUUGGAAUGACCACUUACACUGCUUGGUACCUCACUAUAGCUGCUAUUGUUCAUGGCCAGGCUGAAAAUGUGACACACACUGGUCCAAAAAAGCUUGUGCUGUAUUUCACUGGAGCAACCAACAUACUGUACACUUUUGGUGGACACGCAGUUACUGUAGAGAUUAUGCAUGCCAUGUGGAAACCACAGAAGUUCAAGUACAUAUACUUGCUGGCCACAUUGUACGUUUUCACACUAACGAUUCCAUCUGCUUCUGCGGUUUACUGGGCUUUUGGUGAUGAGCUUCUCAAUCAUGCUAACGCCUUCUCUCUCCUUCCCAAAAAUCGCUUUCGAGAUGCUGCUGUUAUCCUCAUGCUCAUUCACCAGUUCAUCACAUUCGGUUUUGCUAGUACCCCAUUGUACUUUGUGUGGGAGAAGGUAAUUGGGAUGCAUGACACAAGGAGCAUUUGUCUAAGGGCACUAGCAAGGUUGCCAGUGGUGAUACCAAUAUGGUUCUUGGCUAUAAUAUUUCCCUUCUUUGGUCCCAUUAACUCUGCUGUUGGAGCUCUUCUUGUUAGCUUUACCGUUUACGUCAUCCCCGCCGCCGCCCAUAUGCUCACUUACAGAAAAGCCUCCGCAAGACAGAAUGCUGCUGAGAAGCCUCCUUUCUUCCUGCCAAACUGGACUGCAAUGUUUGUGAUAAACACAUUCAUUGUGGUGUGGACAUUGGUGGUUGGAUUUGGGUUUGGAGGAUGGGCCAGCAUGACCAACUUUAUUAGGCAAAUUGACACAUUUGGGCUCUUCGCCAAGUGCUACCAGUGCAAGCCCCCUACUCCGACCGCGCCACCCCCUCACGCCCUUCACCACCAUUGAUUACUGAUUAGUUAUCACUCAGUACUCACCUCAACACAUUAGCUGAAACAAGUCUUUCAAAUAGGCCCCUCAAUAUUUUGUAUCAUACAUGGGGGAUGCUAGUAAUACUCCUGGCCCCUUCAUUUGAUGUGUGCUAGCUGGCUGUGUGUUUUGCAAUUCUUUUUUCACUUGUUUUACUAUAUAGUUUUGUUUUUUUUUUCUUUAAGAUUAGUUGAAUACAAAUAGUGUGGCCAAUGGUUGUGAUUCCUUUGCUAUAAAUGCAUAGGCUAAUUAAAUUACAUGUGUUUUGGUAUAAGAUUUAGAUUUUGCA